Messenger RNA from Rhizophagus irregularis DAOM 181602=DAOM 197198, 1977 nucleotides. RefSeq lists its product as uncharacterized. The record is from RefSeq and is a predicted model, not a curated record. NCBI's taxonomy places the organism in Eukaryota, Fungi, Glomeromycota, Glomeromycetes, Glomerales, Glomeraceae.
AUGGCUUUUGCCUUUAGAAGUUAUUUUUCUAAAAAAGUUAGUAAUGUUGGAAUAACGGUGGUACGUAUAGACCAAAAAGCGUCGCAACCAUGUAAAUUUGUUCAUUUUAAUCUUUCGGAUAACUUAUCAAAAGUGCGACUACAACUCGAAAAAAGAGACAUGAUCGAUUCUACAUUAUCAUUUGCAAGAAAGUUUAUUGAAAAUGGUAAUAGUAAAUUUGCAGAAAUAGAGUUUGAGGACGAAGAGGAUAUUCUUUUAGAUAAAAUCGUGCGUCAAAGUGAAGAAAGUGAAGAUACUUUCAUUUUAAAUUUGAUGACAUGUUCAAAAUUUAAUUGGAAGAUUCUGAACAAAUUACAUAAAUUAGAUUAUGGACGUACCAUGACUUCGGAUGGAAUUAAGAGAGCAGAUAAGAGAGCGUUUGAAAUGAAAAAUUGUAUAUUGGAAAUUGGUAAUAAAGAAUGCGAAACAGGAAUAUUCACAUCUGAGUCAAGUGAAGAUUUGAUGAUGGAUAAAAAUUUAUUUUUUAAUACUGAUAUUAAUAUACGGUAUUUCGUGAAGUUGGGAAUAGGGGUGUCAAUCGGAACGUCAAAAAGUAAAGAAUCUUGCGUUGAAACUAACUACUAUUAUCGUUUUAUAAAGUAUGGUAAAGCAUCAUUGAAAUUGAAAUAUGAGCAUUUAGAAGCAACGCCGGAAUUUAUUAAAGUAAUUGAAAGUGCCAUAAGUUCCGAAGAUCCUGCCGAACAAUUUAAGCAAAUUCUUAAAGAUUUCGGUCAAUUUAUUCCAACCAACGUUAUUUUAGGUGGAAGAGUUCAUUAUGAUGAUUUUACGAAAUCAGUUAAACACACUGUGGGAAAGUCCAACGAAUUUAGUAAAAAUAUAAAUAUAGGAGAUCUGAAAGGAGAAUUAGGUAAAGGUUCUACUAAUUCAGAAGAAAAUUCAAAUAAUUAUAGUCGUAGAUAUUCAAAAGUAAUUGGAGGCGAGCAACCUGAUAAUAUUGAAAAUUUAGAUAUAGGAAAUUGGGUUAGUUCAUUAAAUAAGAGUUAUGAAAAUUGGGAUUGUAUAGAAUUUCGCGAUCCGAUUAUUAUUUUUCAGCUUCUACCUGAAGAUUUACGUAAACGAAUCAUUAAGUCUGUUGGAAUGAAAAUCCAUCAUUUACAUACUGAAAAUCAUAAUUGUGUUUUAGAAGAGUUCAGAAAGCCGAUCCAAUUUAAUUUGAGUAUACCAAAUGAAAUCUCAAAAAUUAUUAAAAACAAAGAUGUAGAUUUUAAAAUUUUUGCAACCGUUACGGAUAUAACGAAAUCAAAGAAUGACUUUUUUACUUGUCAAGUCCUUUGUCCAUCAAAUGGAAAACUACCGAGUCUUAUAAUUCAUCGUGUACAAAACUCGUUUAAAAUCUUUAAAAGGCGUGAAUGCAAAUUAAAAAUUGGGUGGAUGGUAAUCGGGUACUAUAGAGAUUUCAAUUUUGAUUAUAAUACUCGACUAGACAUCCUGCAUUAUGAUUAUGAUUCUAAUGCACAAGAUACAGAUAAUCUAAUCGAAUAUGAUUCAAAAGUCCCAAUUUGUUUAGGAAUUCCUGUGGUACGUGAAUAUCCUAAUAAUGAAUCUCUUGUUAUCGGAUAUUAUUAUAGACAACAUGAGAAUAAUAAAAUUAAGGCAUGUACUUUCGCUUAUUGUUUAAAAGAUAAGUGCCUUGUAAAAUUGCCUAAUUUUACAUUUUACACACUUAAAAUUACAAAUUAUCAUAACCAUGGUGCUUGUAGUACAAUUACGCUUAGAAAAAAAGAAUAUAGUAAUUUUAAUACUGAAUCUCCAAAAUUUGUUAGCAUAUAUUCUGCCGAAAAAACUGAUUGUGUUUUUUUGAAACAAAGAAAUGGGCAAGUUAAAAUUAAAAAAAUUGGUAACGACAACACAGUAAUAUUAUCGGUUAAGUGUGCAAUCUUUGAUCCAUAUCUGGUACAUCAGGUAGAGACAUUAUAA